This is a messenger RNA of Cladophialophora yegresii CBS 114405, 2829 nucleotides long. RefSeq lists its product as uncharacterized. Gene Ontology annotation, molecular function: protein binding. The record is from RefSeq and is a predicted model, not a curated record. The coding region runs from base 1 to 2829 and encodes 942 amino acids. NCBI's taxonomy places the organism in Eukaryota, Fungi, Ascomycota, Eurotiomycetes, Chaetothyriales, Herpotrichiellaceae. The transcript has a single exon.
AUGUUUACCUGCGAUGCCUGUCUGCAUCGGGCGUUAUUCUCCCUUGGUAGACCGUCCUUAAAAUCCCCUCGGUUCACACAUCAGCCCCUCGAUCGCGCGCUCAAUCCUACAAUCAGUUUCUGUCGCAGCCAUGUCACUCUCGAAUCCCUCAGAAAGGGCCAUCAUCGCCACUCGGUAUUCGGGGCUCUCAAGGACAAGAGGAGGAAAGUCUCGAUACCCAAGUCCAAACCGUCGAACCCGCGGUCAAGGUUCAAUGUCAGACAGGUGGAGGCCGUGGAAAACAACCGGCUGAAGCGUCUCGAGCCCGAUGCCCGGGAGAAGUACAUGAAGAGAGCUAUGAGACAGGAGUCCAAAUACUUGGUGGACCCACUGAAGUUGGCUCAGGGUAUUCUAGAAAAGCUGAGGGACCACCAGCUGGACGAGGCGUUAGAACUGGUCCGUGCAAGUGAGAAGAGUCUCGAUGGCAAAGGUGUAGAGAAUAUCGUCAGUUGGAAUCACAUCAUCGACUGGCUGAUGAGCCAGGACUCUCCUGGUGAGGCAUGGAAGAUCUACAAUGAGAUGAAAAAACGCGGCCACAAACCGGACGCACACACGUACACCAUCAUGUUGAGAGGGUAUCGUCACAACGUCAAGAAACCCAAUGCUGUUCAACAAGCGAUGAGCGUUUACGACUCCAUCUCCGCUGCCAACUCCACCGUCACUCCGACCACGAUUCACACCAAUGCGGUUCUUAGUGUAUGCGCCCGAGCACACGAUGUCGACGCGAUGUGGAAGAUCGCUGGGAGACUUUCAGAGCGCGGCCCUGGCGCUCCGAACCAUAUCACUUUCACCACCAUCCUACAGGGUCUGAACGGCGAGGCUCAAAAGCGGGCUAUAGAGCAAGGAGCCAGAGAAGGUCCGGGCUUCAACCCGCAACCAAUUUUUGACCAGGUCAUCGAGGAUGCCCGGAAACUGUGGCUUGACAUCACUUCACGGUGGAGGAGGGGUUAUCUACACAUCGAUGAGGCUCUUGUCUGUGCGAUGGGCAGAUUACUCAUGCUUUCGGACGAUAAGAAAACCCAGAAGGAUGUACUCAACCUCGUUCACCAAACUAUGAACAUAGCCAAGAUGUCGCAGGGGUCAGAUGCUGAAGCGCAGGAUGAAGCACAAGAGGAUGAUGAGGCGGGAAGUGACGAGCAGCGUCCGUCCACGAUAGAUGCCCCAGCAAGGAUAACACCUCGAUCAGAUGCGUCUGCGAAGCAAGUCAGCACGGCCACCUCGGUCUAUGCCACACCCGGGAAUAACACCCUCUCAAUGCUCAUUGAAACAGCCACGGCUCUUCGGGAGCUCAGAUUGGGCAAGUACUACUGGGAAUUGCUCACCGCUAAAGACGGCCCGUACAAGGUUGUCCCUGACCACCAAAACAUCCAGGCUUACCUGCGUCUACUUCGAGUUUCCCGCGCAAGCAGAGCUGUUUUGGAUGUGCUACGCGAACCCCGACCCGAAGACGUGAGCCACAAGUUGAUGGUGCGCGGCACUUUCAUUAUAGCAAUGAGCACCUGUCUGAGAGACAAGAAGAACCCUAAUGUCUUUGAAACCGCCAGUCGAAUCAUGGAUCUGAUGCAGGAAAGCACAGAAGACAUGAGUGGACGUGAGAGAGAAGAAGAUCCAGACGGCCAAAAGCUCAGGUUCUCGCCAAAAGUACUUCGGAUGUAUCUGGAAAUAGCCAUUGCAACCACCAAAGGCAUCAACGGCGAGGCUCUCCAGAAGACCAAGAGCGGAGACUUGGACUUUGAGCGCGAUCCCAGCAAAAAUCACGCAAUGCGAGCCCUGCGACGGCUGGGCCCGGAUAUCAUGAACGUCAGGCAGAUGAUCAAAUCGUACUUGAUUGACAUUGAACAGCAAGCCUCCAUCCAAGAACGAACAAUCAGGGUCAAGAAGCUGCUCGAGAAGCGGAAGAUUACUCCGUACAGUACGAACGAGAACAUCAACGACCUGAUCGAAUUGCUGCGGACCAUGAUCGGGGCGAUUGACAAAAUCAUCCUGGUCAACGAGAAAUUGGAGGAUGAGGGAAUGGGCCCUCUCGACAAAGAGAUCGUUAAUGAGUGUUGGUUGCAGAAGCGAAAGCUGUCCGCCUUUGUGAGCAAGUAUGCGAAUGCAGUCGUGGAGCCCAGAAAUCCGUCCGAGAUCCGAGCGCGGAGGAUCAACGAACAGGGCCAUCGCCCAGGCCGGAGACAGUCUCAGGAGCAUGUCGGGGGUGACUCGGACGCACAAGCCACCAAGCAAGUCGAUAUUAAUGAUGACCAGGAUCUGACCGACCCUUCGAUCCCGGCGCCCGGUCCUCGCGCCAAGAUCCUUUCCGACAUUCAAUCCGCGCAAGAGAAAGUGCUCAAGAAAUCCGAAGAGCGCGGUCUCUCGCGCCGACAAAAGCUCGAACUCAUCAAAAAGGAAACCAUCCGCGCACAGUUUCCCGCCAGUAUGCUUCGCCAACAAGAGACGCCAAAGCGUGUGUUACGGAAACAGGACACGAAGGCGGCCGCGGCGCGGGAGCGGACGAGGGAAAUGCUCGAGUCUGGUACUGGUGGCGGCGAAAGGAAGAUGCCGGUCUGGAAGGCGAGAGAGGCGACCCGGAAGCUAGCGAGAGAGACCAGGGAUGAGCGGAGGCAGAGGGAGAAAGAAGACAGGCGGCGGCGAAGGGAGGAGGUCGAGCUCGUGGAGACGGCGAAAAGGGACAGGAUGCGGGAUCAGAAGGAGACGUACCGAGGUUGGGGUGGUGGGUUUGAGGAGCUGGCUAAAGAGAAGGGUAGAAACCUCGGAGGAGAGGCUGGCCUUAUUGAACUGGGGCCCUGA